AUGAAUCUCACUGCCAGUGAUCACCGAAUACCUCUGAAUGAUGGAAGUAGCAUUCCUAUCAUUGGACUUGGCACCUUUUCAAAAAGAAAAACAAGCUUUAAAGAUUUAUGCUUGGAGUCUGUGAAGACUGCUAUUGAUGUUGGGUACCGCCAUUUUGAUGGAGCCUACAUUUACAAUAAUGAACAUGAAGUGGGAAAGGCAAUCCAACAGAAAAUUGCUGAAGGAAAAAUGAAACGAGAAGACAUCUUCUACUGUGGCAAAUUGUGGUCUACUUUCCUGAAACCAGAGUUGGUACAACCAGCUCUGGAGAAGACACUUAACUGUCUUCAGCUAGAUUAUAUUGAUCUUUACAUCAUUGAAAUGCCAAUGGCUUUUAAGGCUGGAGAUAAGAUUUAUCCUAAAGAUGAAAAUGGUGAAUGGUUGUUCGAUGAGGUAAAUUUGUGUAGUACAUGGGAGGCUCUGGAAGCAUGCAAAGACAAAGGCUUAGUGAAGUCCCUUGGGGUGUCUAAUUUCAAUCGAAGACAGCUUGAGCUUAUCCUGAAUAAACCAGGACUCAAGUAUAAACCAGUUUCCAACCAGGUUGAGUGCCAUCCAUAUUUCAUCCAAACAAAGCUCUUGAAAUUUUGUCAAAACCAUGACAUUGUCAUUGUGGCAUAUAGCCCUUUAGGGACCAAUAGAGACCCAUCAUGGGUGAAUCUACAUUGUCCUCCCUUGCUGCAAGACCCUUUGCUAAUCUCCUUGGGCCAAAAGUACAGUAAGACACCAGCACAAAUCUCUUUACGUUUCAAUAUCCAACGAGGGAUAGUUGUCAUUCCCAAUAGUUUUAAUGCUGAUAGAAUAAAAGAAAACUUCCAGAUCUUUGACUUCUCCCUCACUGAUGAAGAAAUGAAGAGCAUUGAAGGCUUAAAUAAAAACAUUCGUUUUGUGAAUUUAUUAAUGUGGAGUCAACAUCCUGAAUACCCUUUUCAUGACGAAUACUGAAAUCUGAGAACAC
This is a messenger RNA of Gracilinanus agilis (Agile Gracile Mouse Opossum), 994 nucleotides long. RefSeq names its product aldo-keto reductase family 1 member D1 (gene AKR1D1). The record is from RefSeq and is a predicted model, not a curated record. Gene Ontology annotation, biological process: bile acid biosynthetic process. Gene Ontology annotation, cellular component: cytosol. The transcript has 10 exons. Lineage: Eukaryota; Metazoa; Chordata; Mammalia; Didelphimorphia; Didelphidae. Bases 1 to 981 code for a protein of 326 amino acids. Gene Ontology annotation, molecular function: aldose reductase (NADPH) activity; steroid dehydrogenase activity; ketosteroid monooxygenase activity.